GUCUUCAGAGUAGAUAUGGCACAAGCAGAAGCAGAAGCACAAGAGGUUAAGGAAAGAUCUAAACUUUCAAGCUACGAUGCCUACUUCGAAACCAUCCAAUCCAGGAAGAAAUUACCUCGUCCCCUACAGGAGGUUUUAACAAAUGCAUUUGCGAAAAUUCCGGUUUCAUCUUUCCCAGCAGUACCUGGAGGCAAAGUAAUUGAUAUUCCGGCAGAUACGUCCGUUGGCGACGCGGUUAAGAUUCUGUCUGAAAACAACAUUUUGUCAGCUCCUGUUAGCAAUCCAGAAGCAGAUACAAGUUCAGAUUGGAGAGGCAGGUACCUAGGUCUCAUAGAUUACUCUGCCAUUAUUCUUUGGGUGUUGGAGAGUGCAGAGCUGGCUGCGGUUGCUAUAUCAGCUACGUCAGCAACAGCGGCUGGAGUCGGUGCAGGUGCAGUAGGGGCCAUUGGGGCUCUAGCAUUGGGGGUGACUGGUCCUGCUGCGGUUGUAGGACUAACUGCUGCUGCUGUUGGAGCUGCCGUGGCUGGCGGUGCGGCUGCAGAGAAAGGAAUAGCCAAAGAUGCUCCCACAGCUGCUGAUGAAUUGGGCAAAGACUUUUACAAUGUUAUACUGAAUGAUGAACCCUUCAAGUCAACAACAGUGAGGUCAAUACUUAAAUCCUUCCGCUGGGCGCCAUUCAUUCCAGUGGCAACAGAUAGUUCGAUGUUGAGUGUUAUGCUACUACUUUCAAAAUAUAGGCUGAGGAAUGUACCUGUAAUAGAACCAGGCCAACCCAACAUUAAAAACUACAUUACUCAAUCAGGACUUGUUCAGGGUCUUGAGAGAUGCAGAGGAAGGGACUGGUUCGACUGCAUAGCAGCAAAGCCUAUCUCCGAUUUCGGACUUCCUUUCAUGUCCUCUGAAGAGGUUAUUAGCAUCACGAGCAAUGAUCUAAUACUGGAAGCUUUCAAGAGGAUGAGAGAUAACAAAAUCGGUGGUCUUCCCGUUGUAGAGGGGCCCAAGAAAAACAUAGUCGGUAAUGUCAGCAUCAGAGAUAUCAGAUUCUUGCUACUCAAACCCGAGCUUUUCUCCAAUUUCAGGAAGCUCACUGUUAGGGACUUCAUGAGCACCAUCGCAACAACCAACGAAAUUGGAAAAGUUAUCCAACCGAUUACAUGCAAACUGGAGUCGCCUCUUGGCAAUGUGAUUGAAAGUCUUGCUUCCAAGUCCGUUCAUAGGAUCCAUGUAGUAGCUGGGGAGGAAGGUGAAGUUGUUGGCGUCAUCACACUCAGAGAUGUGAUCUCUUGCUUCAUUUACGAACCACCAGACCACUUCAAUAACUACAUGGGGUUUGCGGUGAAGGAGAUGUUGAAUCAGUGAGAUUUCUGUUUGCCGAAAACUUCUACGGAGAAGCAGAGAGUCUCAAAAUUUUGGUUUGGGACUUUAAACAGUUGACAUUGAGUUGCAGUUUUUGUUUCAUGCAUCUACUUCUCAUGCAGUCUUAAUAAACUAAAGCCAGGGAGCUUUCUUCGUGUUUUAUCAUUCAUCAAUCCUCUAAUCUUUUCUGCGUCCUCCCACCUGCCAAGUGCAGCAUAUAUCUUCGAAAGGAUCACGAAAGGUGCUCGGUUCUCUGGCUCUAAUUCUGAAAGUUUUGUAGCAACUUCUUUCUCCAGUUCUGAAUCCAAAUGGCCUUCACAGGCUCCUAGCAAAGAAUCGAAAACUGCUCCGGAAGGCUCUGGUAAUUGUUCUAUUAAUUCUCGGGCUUCAUUCAACCUGCCAGUUCGACCCAAAAGAUCAACCAUGCAACCCAAAUGGAUUUGGUUUUAGACCAAAAUCUUUGUUUAUCAUCCUAAAAACUUGCAAUCCCUUGUCCACCAAACCUGUGUGACUGCACAUGGAUAGAAGACUGGUGAAAGUUGCAGCAUUUCGUUGUACUUUUUCUUCCAACAUCUGUUCAAAGACCCCGAAUGCAGAUUCACUCUCUCCGUUUCUUCCAUCUGCAUUCUCUCCGUUUCUUCCAUAUCCCGAUAUGAAUGCGUUCCAAAAUGCUGGAUAUCGGGUUUUACCCGAAACCCAUAAAAAAUUCUUCUUGCGCAGCCCACAUUUCAUGUACACGUCGAUAAGAGCAGUUGAAAUGAACAAAUCAUUGCUAAAAUUGCGUGGCCAUGAACUUCUUUUCCACAAUGCAGAGCAGAUAAAUCUGCACGCGCCGGUAAAAGACUUGUGAUAGAUUUUAAACUGGGGACUUCACCAGCUGAUUGCAUUCUCUUAAAACACUUGAAAGCUUCAAUGCCCUUCCCUAGCUGCGAAAACCCACUGAUCAUUGAUUUCCAAGUAACGGAAUCCGGUUCAAAUCCUUCGAAUUCUAGCUGUUCAAAUAGCUCAACGGCAUUCUCAGCUUGCGCAUUCAAUAUCAUUCCGGCGAUCAUGGCAUUCCAUGUAAACAAGUUCCUCUUUUCAUCUAGUUCUUUGAAGAAAGCAUAAGCCAGCUGCCAACGACCACGCUUGGAAUACACGUCCACAAGUGCUGUUCCAAUCAUAAGGUCAAGCCCGAUCUUAAUUUUGACGAUCAAACCGUGAACCUGCUUGCCGAAUCGAAGAUACGAAAGGCUAGCACAGGCAGAAACAGCCGAAAUCAACGUAACUGAAUUAGGGUUUUCACCUGUAGAAGCCCUGAAACAAAAGCAUUGUAGCUCACAACGCUCUCGGUGGGCAUUUCUUCAAACACCUUCGCCGCAGAAACCAACUCUCCGCAGUUCGAAUACAUAGUCAGAACAGACGUGCCAACAUAAACAUCGCUCUCAAUGCAAAGCCUCUCUACAGUACCCAUUUUUCAAAAACCCGGUGACCACUGCGUUCAACGAACCCAAGUUCCGUUCAGGCAUUUCCUCAAACACCUUGAGUGCAUCUCCCAUAAAACGAAGCUUCAUGUACGCAUCGGUGAGAGCCGUGGCGGAGUAAACAUCGGCCGAAAAACGGGUUUUGAAGAGAUGGGCAUGUAGAAUAUGUGCCUACGGAGCUGACCGGCCUUUCCGCAGGCUUUGAGAAGAGGCGGGAAUCUGAAUUCGCGAGGACGCAGAAACGCAGAGACGCGCUGCGCGUGUAAGUAGAGGACUUCUCUGUCCGACCCACUCGCGAUUAGUUUAGCAACUUUGCUCUUCAUUGGUUGGAUUCAAAAAUGGGUGACGUCAAUCCGAUACCACUUCUUUGUGUUUCAUUUUGGGAAACUGGGUUUACAAAUGGGCUUUAGAGUUCGGCCCGGCCCAGUUUAGAUAUCAAGAUAUUUUGAGUCGGCCGACAAGCAUAGCAC
Molecule: messenger RNA, 3289 nt
Organism: Pyrus x bretschneideri (Chinese white pear)
Lineage: Eukaryota; Viridiplantae; Streptophyta; Magnoliopsida; Rosales; Rosaceae
Product: SNF1-related protein kinase regulatory subunit gamma-1-like
Exons: 5
Coding region: 16-1359 (447 amino acids)
Source: RefSeq, a predicted model, not a curated record